Messenger RNA from Asparagus officinalis (garden asparagus), 703 nucleotides. RefSeq lists its product as uncharacterized. Bases 1 to 339 code for a protein of 112 amino acids. The record is from RefSeq and is a predicted model, not a curated record. The transcript has 2 exons. Lineage: Eukaryota; Viridiplantae; Streptophyta; Magnoliopsida; Asparagales; Asparagaceae.
AUGACUUUAGAGCUGAAGCCAAAGUACUGCAGUCAUAAGAGAAGCAUUAUUGACAGGAUGAAUGGAGGCGGCAACAACACCAAGAAGAAGAAGAGAUCUCAGAGAUUGCUUCUGCUUCUGGCGCUGGCUCUCGGAGUGGCGAUGGUCAGCGUGAUGCUGCUCACUAAAUUAAGGCAGGGGCGAGUCCUCGGGCUUCUUCUUCAAGACCAAGAACGGGAGAUCUCUGCACUUCAGCUUGUUCUCCUGGAAGAGAGAAAACUCGAAGGAAAUGAAAAUGAAAUGGGAGAACAUGAGAUCCAACAACUUCAUCCUGAGAAACCAGAUGAUGGAGCUCACUAACAAACUCACUCAAACACAAACAACAAUUGAUCGUUUACAGAAGAUGCGUAAUGAGUUGGAGGCAUCCCUUGACGAGAAGCAGAACCAGAUCAAAGCCUUGGAAGAAAAGGCGGAGGAAUCGAUCAGAACACGUGUUAGAGCAGCAGAAAUAACCGAACCCUCAAAGCAGAAAGAAACCGAGGUUGAAGAAGCAAAACAACAAAUCAAUAAACUAAGCACGCCUGAAAACAACACUACUAUCCAAGAUCAAACAAUAGAAAACCCUAACAAUGCAAAUGAAGAUACUCCUAAAGAAGGAAAAGACGGAGUCAUGGGAGAAGAAAAUGAUCAAAAGAAGAGACCCACAAAUUCCCAAGGAAGCACA